This is a messenger RNA of Python bivittatus (Burmese python), 1476 nucleotides long. NCBI's taxonomy places the organism in Eukaryota, Metazoa, Chordata, Lepidosauria, Squamata, Pythonidae. The record is from RefSeq and is a predicted model, not a curated record.
AUGCAAGCCACCCAGAGCCAUGCUGGAGGGAAAAACAUUCAGCAACCUGUUUUGGUCGAAAGGCAUCGUUCUGCAGUAGCAAAGACCAUCAAUCUUUCCAAAGGCAGGAGGAGAAACAGAGUCACAGAAGCUCAGGAUGGACCUCCUUCCAUAUUUCUCAAUAGAGACUUGGGCACUUCUUUAUUCAUUGGCCUUCUGAUAUAUGGAAUCUGGCCUUAUGGCAUCUUCAGAAAAUUGGGCAAUCCAGGCCCAAUUCCUUUGCCUUUCAUUGGAACCACCUUCUGGCAUCGUUAUGGAAGAAUCAAGUUUGAUAUAGGCUGUUUUAGAAAAUAUGGUAGAAUCUGGGGGACUUACGAUGGACGUCAGCCUGUGCUGGUUGUAACCAACCCUACUGUAAUUAAAACUGUACUGGUAAAAGAGUGUUAUUCCUCCUUCCUCAAUCAUUGGAGAGCCAGAAUCUUUGGUGCCUACAGUAUGGAUGUGAUCACUAGCACCUCUUUUGGUGUCAACACAGACUCUAUGAACAAUCCCAAAGACCCCUUCGUCCAACAGGCAAAGAAACUGAUAAGCUUUGACAUAUUUUCCCCGCUGUUUAUAUUACUAUAUGUUGCCCCAUGGCUAACCCCUCUUCUCGACAGGAUGAAUAUAAAUAUAUUUUCCAACGGAGCCAUAGAAUUCUUUGCAAGGUCUAUAACAAAAAUAAAGGAGAAGCAGGCCCAGGAAAGUGAAAAGGCAAGAGUGGAUUUCUUGCAACUGAUGCUAGAAUCUCAGAAAUCAGUGAUAAACCAUGAGAGCGAUGGUGUGAAUCACACCUAUAAAGGUUUGACUGACAGUGAGAUUCUGGUUCAAGCCAUUGUAUUCAUAUUUGCUGGCUAUGAGACCAUCAGCAAAACCCUCUGCUAUUUGAUGUAUGAGCUGGCCAUCCACCCUGACAUGCAGCAAAAACUGCAGGAACAGAUUGAUGAGUUUCUGUCUAACGAGAUGGGUGGCACACAAGCUCCAGUCACCUAUGACACCCUCAUGCAAAUGGACUAUCUUGAUAUGGUCAUCAGUGAAACCCUCUGGAUGCACCCAGUGGUUGGGCGUCUACAAAGAGUGUGCAAAAAAGCCAUCGAGAUAAACAGAAUCACCAUUCCAAAAGGGAUGGUGAUUGUGAUUCCACCCGAUGUCUUGCAUUGUGAUCCAGAACACUGGCCUGAACCUGAACAAUUUAGACCUGAAAAAUUCAGCAAAGAGGUCAAAGAAAGUAUCAACCCCUAUGUUUAUUUGCCUUUCGGAGCUGGCCCCAGGAACUGCAUCAGGAUGAGAUUUGCCCUCCUUACCAUGAAGGCCACUGUGGCCAGCCUCCUGCAGCAUUUCACCUUCCAGCCCUGCAAAGAAACUCAGAUCCCACUGGUAUUAAUUUCAAAAGGAGUCACAAAACCUGCGAAACCCAUCAUCUUGAAGAUCAUCCACAGAGCCAAAACCAAGGCAUAG